AUGGCGUUUGUUUUGGAUCUUACAUUUUCCUCUCUUCUUCCCGUGGCUUUGCUACUUCUAACCCUUUUCAUAUGGUUCUAUGCUUCUUCUAAACCCCAACAAAGGUUACCACCUUCUCCACCGAAGUUUCCAGUUGUUGGAAAUCUUUUCCAACUCGGGCUAUAUCCUCACCGCAAACUUCAAUCAUUAUCAAGAAAAUAUGGUUCCCUCAUGCUGGUUCAUUUUGGCAGCAAGCCCGUGGUUGUUGCUUCUUCAGCUGAUGCAGCUUGUGAAAUCAUGAGAACCCAUGAUUUAGUCUUUGCUAACAGGCCUAAAACAAGCAUAUUUGAUAGGCUUCUAUAUGGCAGCAAGGAUAUUGGAGCCUCACCUUACGGUGAGUAUUGGAGGCAAGUGAGAAGUAUUUGUGUGCUUCAGCUUCUAAGUCAUAAGAGGGUUCAAUCAUUUCGAUAUGUAAGAGAGGAAGAGACUUCACUUAUCGUUGAAAAGAUUACAAGUUUUUCGGCUUCUUCGCCACCUUUAUCGGCCAUAAACUUGAGUGAUCUUCUUAUGACACUGACAAAUGAUGUGAUUUGUAGGGUGGCCUUGGGGAGGAAGUACAGUGAUAGGGAAGAUGGGAGCAAAAGUAUGCAAAUCGUGAAGGAAUUUGUUGAGUUGUUAGGUACUACUGAUAUAGGAGAUUUUGUUCCAUGGCUUGGAUGGUUGAGACAUCUUAAUGAUUUGGAUGAUAAAGUGGAAAAAGUUGUUAAGCAACUUGAUGAAUUUCUGGAGGGUGUCAUUAAGGAGCACAAAGAUAGGAAAAAUGGAAAGGCUAACACUGAUGAUGGUAUAGAGGGAAAAGGCUCAGAUUUGGUGGAUAUCUUGCUUGAAAUUCAGGGGGAAAAGUCGACAGGCUUUACACUCGAACUUGACAGUCUCAAAGCAAUCAUUUUGGACAUGUUCGCUGCUGGGACUGAUACGACACACACAGAUAUGGAUUGGACAAUGACUGAAAUCUUGGAGAAAUUGCUGACUGAGCCGCACGCUGCAGCCCUCUCCCCUGCGAGCCCGUUGCGCCAUCCCCACCUGCGCUUCCUCCCACAGCCCACGACCACCGCCGUGCAGUCAACCUCAGCCGCCGCUGCUGCAGUCCACCGGGUCGCCACUCUUCACACGCCGCCGCCUGCUUCAGAGCGUCCCCAGUCGCGCGCCGCCAACACCCCAUCUCUCUCUCUCCUCGCGCGGCUGCCCACCUCUACCAGCCUGCAAGCCACCACUCUGUCCUCCAGCUCAGCUCAACCCCCUCCAGCCCGCCGCCUGCACCCCAGCGCCCAGCCUCGCGCGAGCGCAGCUCGCACUCCCCGUGCCAGCAGCUCGCCUCCUGCGCGCCCAGCAGCCAGGCGCACAGCACGCCGCGCGCCGCACGGACCAGCAGCCAUCAGCAGUUUCCUGCGCGACUCCACCGUGCGCAGAUCCAGCUCCUCAGGGGACCAAGCCCAGCAGUUCGCGCCUCCAGCCGAGCCUCCUCGCGCAACAAGAGUGGCAGAGCAGCAACUCAGCCUCCGCGUGCUUGCCAGAGACACAGAGCUCCAUAGGGGUACCGUUGACUCAUCAGAAGAACUACCAUUGCUGCUUCUUGGCAUGGAUAUGGGAGAAUCCGGAGGAUAA
This is a messenger RNA of Coffea eugenioides, 1644 nucleotides long. Its product is annotated as cytochrome P450 71A3-like. Gene Ontology annotation, molecular function: monooxygenase activity; heme binding; iron ion binding. The record is from RefSeq and is a predicted model, not a curated record. The transcript has 4 exons. Bases 1 to 1644 code for a protein of 547 amino acids. NCBI's taxonomy places the organism in Eukaryota, Viridiplantae, Streptophyta, Magnoliopsida, Gentianales, Rubiaceae.